ACUUAGGCAGUUCGUAAUCAUAAAUAUUUCCAUUGUAUUUGAGUCAAUUAUGAGCUUGAUUUUUUCGAGCGGCGAAGGAUGGAUCGUCUCUCAUUUGCAAUAUCUUAACGAUAUUUAUAAAACUGUAAAGAACGGUAAUACGCAGUGUAGACUAAUUUUUAACGAUACGUUGUUCGAAAUAAACUCUCAAUAUUUACGUCAAAAUCAAAUAACUCAGUCCGAUCAACACGAAGGAAUUUCGUUGCAAAAUAGAAGUAAAAAGAGAAAGCGGGCGAAACUGUUACCGGAGGAAGAUUUAAAAGAGAUAAAUUAUGUCAAACAAGCAUUCAAUCAAAUAAUUUCAUCCGCCAAAGCAGACGGAUUAUUCUCUUCCAACGUAAUGUGUGAUAAUAACGAAGCAGCACGCUUGGCAUCGCAGAAAUUUUAUCAGGACACGUUUUCCGGGGAGGAAGAGAACUUUUAUGGUUGUAACGAUACGGAUGUAGCUAUUAUAUCAGAAUCACAAGAGAAAACAUACGUGUUCCCAAAGAAAUGUAACUUUUAUUGUUACGAUGUGAGCGAUGUUGCCAGGAAGUUGGAAUUAAACAAUCAGUAUGAUUUUAUAUUGUUGGACCCUCCUUGGUGGAACAAGUCCAUAAGAAGAAAAAAAACGAAAUAUUUAGAAUCUAGUUAUAAAAUGAUGUACAACGAGGAGUUAGCCAGGAUACCGAUUGGGAAAUUAUUAUGUUCGAAUGGACUCGUAGCAAUUUGGUGUACCAAUGCUCCUAGUCAUCUGCAUAGUAUUUUUCACAAUAUAUUUCCAUCGUGGGGCAUUACGUAUAGAGCGAAAUGGUACUGGAUUAAAGUCACUCAAGAGGGAAGUACAACGUGUAAUUUUAAUUCAGCACUCGGUAAACAGCCUUACGAACUACUAGUAUUAGGAUCUGUAUUAAGUGAUAGUGAAUUAAACAUUCCUGAUGGGAAAGUGUUAAUAAGUGUUCCGAGCGCGGUACAUUCUCACAAACCGCCUCUUACAGAAGUUUUGCAAGAGUUUCUUCCAAGCGAGCCAAAGUGUUUAGAAAUAUUUGCAAGAUACUUGCUUCCUGAAUGGACAAGUUGGGGCCUUGAAGUUUUGAAGUUUCAACAUUUAUCAUUAUAUACAGUCAUAGAAGAGACAAAAGAUACUCAGAACAGCAAUAACAUGGAUGUAAAUAAAUUGAUCGAUUAGGAUUAAACUUUACGAGAUAACAAAAAGUUGCGGUACUAUUGUUAUUUUUUUUAUUUUUAUUAUAAAUUAAUCAUGCUUGAAUAGUAAUCAAAUUAUCCCAUUAUGAAGUGCCAUUUAC
Messenger RNA from Colletes gigas, 1325 nucleotides. It is a transcript of the gene Mettl4, whose product is annotated as N(6)-adenine-specific methyltransferase METTL4. Gene Ontology annotation, molecular function: methyltransferase activity; nucleic acid binding. Gene Ontology annotation, cellular component: RNA N6-methyladenosine methyltransferase complex; nucleus. Lineage: Eukaryota; Metazoa; Arthropoda; Insecta; Hymenoptera; Colletidae. The coding region runs from base 50 to 1207 and encodes 385 amino acids. The record is from RefSeq and is a predicted model, not a curated record. The transcript has 5 exons.